Eleginops maclovinus (Patagonian blennie) is the source of this 2796-nucleotide messenger RNA. RefSeq names its product vimentin-like. The record is from RefSeq and is a predicted model, not a curated record. Gene Ontology annotation, cellular component: intermediate filament; cytoplasm. Bases 852 to 1988 code for a protein of 378 amino acids. Gene Ontology annotation, biological process: intermediate filament organization. Gene Ontology annotation, molecular function: structural constituent of cytoskeleton. The transcript has a single exon. NCBI's taxonomy places the organism in Eukaryota, Metazoa, Chordata, Actinopteri, Perciformes, Eleginopidae.
AGACAUUUACAUGUAGAUUAGGUAAGCAGAAAUUUCCGCCUUCAACCACUGAUAAAAAGCCGCUGGUAUGAUACACGGGAUAAAACCCGCAACAAUAUUGAUAGCUGGUGUAAUUCAGCAUUUCACUUACCGCUCGCUGGGCAUCCAAUCUCCUAUUUUACUCUCUUUCCUCUGUUGAUAUCUGGAAAAUACAUCUUUCUAUAAUGAUGUUUUCCUCCUCCUCCAUUCUGGCAUACUGAAACAUGCCCUUUCUUCGCGGCUCUAUGUUUAAUGCUUUUUCUAAUAAUGUUAGUUUGUCAUGAUAAGACACCAAAAUGAUUAUGUAGGUAAUGUAAUUGUACAUUAUUCUUUAUGUGCAUGACUUGUUCCUUGAGGUGGAGAGAGGUAAGGGAAUUGUCGUCAGUGUCACACAGUUGUGUACAAAAACCUGCUGCCAAAGCACAUUCAUUGUUUACCAGUGCACUGGGUUCCCUCCCUGUCACACCCAACUUAAUUACCAUCCUAAAUGAAUAGUAAAUGAAAAAUAGCAGUGAUACAUGAUGUGAUCACUAUUUCACAUCCUGGCGAGGAGGCCAGGGAGUGGACACAACCCGUCUGGACAGUAACAGUACAGCGUUACCUAAUAAAGUGCAAGCAGCCACGGUCUUCUGAGAGUCUGUCAUUAUCCACUUUUGAAAUAUGUUAAAACCAAGCGGGAAUUUCAUUGCUGUUUGAGACAUUCUUUAUUGCCGCAUAAAACCCGGAGGUGAUCUGAGGGAGCCACAGUUGGGACGUGAGCUAAGCAAAGAGAGGCCGAGAGAGCAGCUGUUCUUCUGUUAUAACUAAAAAACAAACCCAGUAUUUCAUACAACAUGAGAGCUGCUUCUUACAGCCAGAAGAGCCUCCAGGUUAGAGGCUCCAGCAGCAAAGUAAGGGUCCAGAGCCCGUCACCUUCCCGGUGCCGUGGAUCCUCAUAUGACAGCCGCGGACGGGCCGGUAAUCGCAGCACUGCCGUCGAGUUGGGCACAGAGAUACACCAGCAACAUGCCAACGAGAAAGAGGAAAUGCAGGAACUCAAUGUCAAGUUUGCGGGAUACAUCGGGAAGGUCCAGGCACUAGAGCAGAGAAAUGCUGCUCUUCAAGCCGAGUUGGCCGCACUGCAGAGCCGCUACAAGGGAGGCCCCACAGGCAUCGGAGAGGAAUACGAGCUAAAGUUUAAAGAGGUGCGGGAGCUGAUCGAGUCCCUGACUAAUGAGAAGGGAGCGGCUGAUAUCGAACGAGGCUACAUUGAGGAAGAGGUUGAAGUAUGGAGGCUAAAGCUGGAGGAGGAGAUGGCACUCAAGGAAGAGGCAGAGAUGAUCCUGAGGGAGUUCCGCCAGGAUGUUGACGGCGCCACACUGCAGAAGGCUGACCUGGAGAAGCGCAUAGAGCAAUUGGUGGCCGAGAUAGAGUUCCUCAAGAAGCUGCACGAUGAAGAGGUGGCUGACCUCAUGAAGCAGAUCGAGGACUCAAAGAUUACAGCAGAGCUGGAUGGCGAUCGGCCCGACCUGGCUGCUUAUCUGCGCAACAUGCGUGCAGAGAUAGAAUCAGUUGCUGCCCGCAACGUCCAGGAAGCUGAGAAGUGGUACAAGGGCAAGUUUAACACCCUCAAGGAGCACGCUGGCAAACACGAGGAGCACAUGAAGACCAUAAAAGACGAGAUAACAACCUUCCACAACCAAGUGACGGAGCUGCAGAACCAGAUUGAUGGGCUGAAGGCUCGUAACUCGGCCCUGGAGCAGCAGCUGGAGGAGAUGGAGAUGUCCCACAUGGAUAAGGUGGAGACCCUCGAGGGUGUCAUUGCUCAGUUAGAGAACCAGCUCUGCGAAACCAAACUGGAGAUGACCAAGUAUCUCCAUGACUACCAGGAACUGCUGCACAUUAAGCUCAAGCUGGAUGCGGAGAUCGCCACCUACAGGAAGCUGCUGGAAGGAGAGGAAACUAGGCUUGGAAUUGCUAAAGAUGUCUAAAUAUUCGUGACAAUAGGAUCCACAAAAGCAGCAGCAGCGAAGACCAGCAGAGCACGGUGGAGAGGAGAAAGCAGCUCGUACUCGUUAAAAAUAUUCUUAUCUUCUCUAACCUUGCCCUCUCCACUCCAAGAACUGGGUGUCAUUUGAAAAGUCUCACUACAAGUGCCAAUUCGACACCUCAAUCCAACAGACAAGGACUAUGAUUCAUAUCUUAAAAUUGGCAAGAUGUUUUUGAAAAACCGGAGGGAAGAACUAUCACUACUCCAGUGAAGUGCUGGCUUGCAGACAUACAUAAAAAGACUGAAUGUGGCUUUUUCAAAAUUUUGAUUUGAAUGAGUAAGGAUCAUUGUCUGCUCGGCGACCAGUGCCUCCCAGUCCUUCGUUAUUUAAAUGUUUACAUAAUAUUCUUGUCUUUAUUCUUUACUAACCACCUCUACCUUGUCAACCACUUGUUCCUGUUUAUGGUCCUUUGGCCUCCUUAAUUAAUCCUUUUCCUACAACACCCUGGCUGAAUUCAAUUUUUUUCCUGUCAAAUCAACCCUCCUGUUAGACAUCCUUCCCUUCCUUUGUAAUAUCUUUUGGCUGCCACAGCUUCCCUUGAUCCAACUUAAGGAUCCUACCUCCUUAUCCUGCUGUGAUCUACCACGUCUCAACCCAUUUAGAGCAGAACUGAUGACGUCAGUGUUUUGCCUGGUCUUAACACCACACCCUGAUAUUUCCAACUGUGUACACAAACAACCAUUGACCAUUUAAACUAAUUUUGACCAACUGUUGCUAAUAAAGAUUGAAGUGAGUGCAUACAAAACAA